Heterobilharzia americana is the source of this 1899-nucleotide messenger RNA. The record is from the annotation of a GenBank genome assembly. Lineage: Eukaryota; Metazoa; Platyhelminthes; Trematoda; Strigeidida; Schistosomatidae.
AUGUCAUUGUCUGUACGAUGUUCUGUUGUGAUUGAGGAGUUAGCUGCUGACAAAUGUACUGUUAGACGUCGUAUAGCACUUCGUGAAUCUGAGAUAUCUGCUGUCAGAGAUGACCUACAGCAGAUUCUUGUACGUAUAACUCCUGUGGACAAUUCGGGUUGUAAAAAAAUGAUCACGAAAAGUCUGGGUUAUCCAGUCAUUGAGUUAGACCUUUACAAAAAUUUCUUAUCUCAAGGCAAGGCGACUAUUUGCUUACCAGUCCAUUCUGUGAGAAUAAUGAUCAGUAACUGUCCACCAGAUAAACUCCGUUUCUUCCUUGGUACUCUGCGUACUAAAUUCAAUGCACAAAAUACAAAACUUCGAAAGAAACCAGUGGUUCCAGAUGCUCCACCAACUUCUCUUUCACUCAUGGAAGAAAUUAGUCCACUGCCUCUUCCUAAGAAAACUCCUCGUUCUAAUUUGAAGUCGGUAGAACCAUUUCCUUGUGACAUGUCAGUAAUAAAUUUUCAGGAGGCUCCUUCUUCACCUACCUGUUCACCAGAACGUAAAUCAUCAAAUUCAACUCCUUUCAUUUCUACUCCUGUGCGAAAAGUUGAAAGAAAGCAACCUGAAAAGAAAGAUCGUUCAUUUGGUCACAUCUGUGGUCUAUGGGAAUCUGAUUCUUCGGGUCAACCAGGUCGUGAUCAACAGGCAUCAGUUAUCAACCUUGUAAAACAGGGUCAUAAUGUUUUUUGUACUGGUGGUGCGGGGACAGGAAAAUCUCACCUUAUUCGCCGUAUUGUGGGCUUACUCCCACCAGAGCAUACUGCAGUUACUGCCAGUACAGGAUCAGCUGCCAAUCUCAUCGGUGGACUGACAGUACACGCGUUUUCCGGGCUAGGAAGUUUGCUUGAAUCAGAUAUGAAGAUGGAUAAUACCAAUAUUUCCGCCUGGAUUGAACUUUUGCGUACUCGUUUAAAAUUUCGUCCAGAUAUAAUGGGUCGUUGGCAGAAAUUACGAUAUCUUGUUAUCGAUGAGAUAAGCAUGCUAAGUAGUAGACUGUUUACUCGUCUAGAGCUUCUUCCACCUGUUGUUCCUUCGUCUGAGUCUGACAAUAAAUUCGCCUUUCAAUCAUCUGCUUGGAGUAAAUGUCGUUUUCGUGUUAUUGAGCUUACUCAUUCUUGGCGACAAUCUGAUGAUCCUCAAUUGGCACGUUUACUCUCAGUAAUUCGUGAAGGUCAGUGUCCAGAAUGGGCUGUAAAGAUAUUACGAUCUCGUUUAAUAUCUGAACUAGACGACUACCAUAGUCAGGAUAAACUUGCAGCAACUCGCUUAUGUACUCAUCGAGCUGAUGCUGAUGCCUGGAAUAAGCGUAUGCUGGAUGAGUUGCCAGGUGUGUGCAAGAUUUAUCGAGCUCAGGACAAAGGUAUUGGUAAGAGCAAUUCCAUUUCUAUUGAUACAGCCUGCCCAGCUCCUUCCGUACUGAACUUAAAGGUUGGCGCUCAAGUUAUGCUGAUAAGAAACUUGGAUACUAGUCGUGGACUUGUCAAUGGAGCUCGAGGUGUAGUUGAAAAAAUAAGCAGUGAUAGUGGUCUACCGGUUGUUCGAUUCUACCCUCAAGAAGAAGUUGCAAGUCGACGUCAAUUACCAUUAACACUGGCUUGGGCGAUAUCUAUUCAUAAAAGUCAAGGCAUCACAUUAGAAAAUGCAGAAUUAGCUCUUUCCAAGGUUUUCGAAUGUGGUCAAGCGUAUGUGGCACUGAGUCGGUGCCGUAACUUAAAUGGUUUACAUUUGCUCGAUUGGCGUCCAGAGGUUAUUCGAGCUGAUCCCAGUGUAAUUAAAUUUUAUGCAAAAAUCAGGGAAGCUAACGGUAAAACCAGUGAAGAUAAUCAGUACAUUUUAACUAAAGUGAUUCGUUAA